UCUUCAUUCUAUCUGCGGUGGCUCAAUCAUCAGUGAUCGUGUCAUAAUAACAGCCGCACACUGCUUAUACAUAAAACAUAUGGAGAAAAGACUGGAUGCAAAGGAUGUUUUAGUUUAUCUCGGAUCCGACAUAUUAUCACAAGGUGUAAAAUACAACGUGUGCAAAAUUGUCACACACGAGCGGUAUCGAGGUGAUGAUGAAGUACACUUUUAUUUUUAUGAUAUCGGAUUGCUUUUGUUGUCACGUAACAUACGAUUUGGACCUACAGUCAGAAAAGUGGAAAUAGCACCAAAUAGUUAUUUUAGAAACGCAAAAUACAGUUUCACUUUAGCUGGAUUUGGAGCUGUUACGAAUGUUUAUCCAGUCAGUCCGUCCAUGAAACUCAAAGCAACUCGAAUGUACUACGUGAGAACAAAAUUAUGUAAUGAAAGUCAGUCCUUUAGAGAGGUUAUGGAGGUACCGAAACACAUGUUUUGCUUGAUCGGACAAGGAUGGACCAGCGAUUGCUUUGGUGACUCGGGCUCCGGAAUUAUUUGGAAGAGGUACUUGGUAGGAGUAGUAUCGACAGGGCGAGAUAUCUUCUGCGGUUCGGACACACUCCCCUCAAUGUACACUGACGUCGUGUAUUUUAGGAAAUGGGUCAAAGCGAAGACUAUCGAACUCGAGUCUAUACCUGUGAAACAAUGUCCUAGUGAACAAAAAGAAAUAAUUUAUGAGUCAGAAUUGUUUACAAUAUCGUGGAAAUCCGUAGAGGAAAUUGAUGUUAGCCUCUACAUAGAAGGAUUUCCUGUAAGCCUUUAG
Molecule: messenger RNA, 802 nt
Organism: Papilio polytes (common Mormon)
Lineage: Eukaryota; Metazoa; Arthropoda; Insecta; Lepidoptera; Papilionidae
Product: transmembrane protease serine 11A-like
Exons: 5
Coding region: 80-802 (240 amino acids)
Biological process (GO): proteolysis
Molecular function (GO): serine-type endopeptidase activity
Source: RefSeq, a predicted model, not a curated record